Messenger RNA from Carassius auratus (goldfish), 4074 nucleotides. Its product is annotated as A-kinase anchor protein 12-like. The transcript is spliced from 3 exons. Gene Ontology annotation, cellular component: cytoplasm. The record is from RefSeq and is a predicted model, not a curated record. Bases 232 to 4074 code for a protein of 1280 amino acids. Gene Ontology annotation, biological process: regulation of protein kinase C signaling; signal transduction. Lineage: Eukaryota; Metazoa; Chordata; Actinopteri; Cypriniformes; Cyprinidae. Gene Ontology annotation, molecular function: calmodulin binding; protein kinase A binding.
UCAUCCCAGGACUCUCGUUCUCUCUCUCUCUCCCAGUGAUGCACCGAGGCGUGCCAGUGUGUUCAUGUGAUGCAGGAAGGAUGUGUCCUAAAAGAGUCAAACUGAGCCAAACUGCAUCACUUCUGAGUCCGAUCACCGCUCAGCACUCAUCUUCGGAGAAUCCCCUUUUCGCUUUGCUGUUACAUCCGGUGAAAGAGAAGAAACCGAAGAGAACGAGAGAAGGAUUGUGAGAUGGGAGCUACGGCAUCAUCCUCGCAGCGGGACGGUGGAUGUGCGGAGGACGCAGCGGCGGAGGAGCUCACUGCAGCGGCCAGCGAUGCUCGGGAUGAGGAAGAGGGCAGUGCUGAUGACAAGUUAUUACAGAAAAACGGGCAGAUCUCCAGUUUGAAUGUAAAGACACAGAACCAUGCAGAUGAAUUAGAUGGCAACUUUGAGGAGAGAGUACUUGCAGAUGCUGGUUCAGGGUUUGUUACUCUGAAAGAAGAUGGCACAGAAACAAUUGAAGACCUCCAGGAAAUGGAUGCUCUUCAACCAGUCAUGAAGAACGAGAGCACAGAGAUGGUUAAUGCAGAAGAAACUAUGGAGGACAACCAAGUGAAUGAUAUCAAUGACAUUGGCUUCAAAAAAAUCUUCAGAUUCGUAGGAUUAAAGUUUACCCUAAAAAAAGACACAUGUGAAAAGACUGAAGCAAAUGAGCCAGAAGAAAAAGUCAGAUGUGCCUCAGAGGACACCAGUGACAUCCAGGAAAACAGUGCAGUGGCAGCAAAUGAAAACACACCCGAUGAAACUCAAAAAAGUGAGUUAUCUUCCCAGACUGAUUCAGCUGAACCCUCUCAACAAACAGAAAAUAUAAAGGAGCUGGAUAAGGACUUAAAGACAUUGGAGGAUCAUGUGGAGGACACACCUGAGAAAGAACUGUCAAAAGAAGCAAGUCCUGAGUCGGAGGAACCGAUGUCACCAAUCAAGCAGUUCUUUACACAAGGAAUCUUUGCCAGUUUAAGAAAGAAAAAGAAAGAAGAGGAAAUGCAAAUAGAGAGUAAAGAAGAGGAGCUCAAAAGAAUUGAGAAAAUGGGUGUAGAAGAGGCAGAAAAAGAGGACAGUAAAUGUAUGUGCCUUGAUAUUCAUUAUAUUACUUCACAGGAAGAAAAGGAUUCGCAGGAGAAAGAUAACGACGAAUUGUUACCUGAAGGAGAGCUUCAGAAUUCUCUAGAGAAAGAUAAGGUACAAGGAAGUCCACUUAAAAGACUUUUCAGGAAAUUUUCCACAAGAAGGCAGAGAGAAAGUAAAGCUGCAGAAAAGGUGAUCGAAGCUGAGGAACAAGUCUCUGAACAGCCCAAACCAUCCUCGGAAUUGAUAGAGCUUGCAAAAGUGGAGGAACCAGUGUUUGGGGAACCAAAAACUGCUGAAGAGGAGCUGGUGGCCGAUGUAAGCCCUCUAGAGUCCAAAAAGAAAUCUGACACCACCACUUCCUGGGAGGCACUGAUUUGUGGUGGCUCUGCUAAAAAAAGGGCUAGAAAAACAAAUGAGGAUGAAAAGUCAGAUAAAGGAGAGGGAUAUGAGAAAACAACUGACUCUCCACUUGGAAGUUCCAUUGAGGGUGAUUAUGAUCAUCUCACAUCAUCUAAUGAACAAACUGGAAGUCCUGCAGAAGGAGAGAUGGGAUCCACAUGGAAAACAUUAAAAAAGAUGGUCACCCCAAAGAGAAAGGUCAGAGCUGGAGAAAGUAGUACCCCGGAGCAGAUACCUUCAGACAGUGAGAUGAGCAAAGAUGAAUCAUUUUCUAUGAAGAAACUUAUUCCAGGGCAUAAAAAGAGAAAAUCGGAUGCAAGGAAAGACCAGACAUCCUCCCAUGAGGGUGCUAAGGAUCAUGAAACAGGUGAUGAAGAUGAUGAAACACCAGCUAUCAUUCCUCUGUCUGAGUAUGAAAUAAUUGAGCCUGAAAGUCUGAAGGAGGUGAAUGAACAACGAGUUGAAAUCACAAUCGAACAUGAGAUGCCAGAGAUGACUUCACAUGUGUUAGAACAGGACACAUCUACUAACCUAGUGCCUAAAAUUGCAGUAAAAGUUCCAGCUAACACUGGACCAACAGUCGUACAUGUAUUAUCAGAGGACUUUGAAGAACUUGCAGACUUUCUGAGCAAACAUCAGCAACUGAGUGAUAUUCCAGAAGAAGGCAUCAAUGAGGAAAGCAUUGAAACACCAGUAUCAUCGGAUGAGUGGACAACACAGGUUGACACCUUGGCUGAGGACAUUGUAGAGUUGACAGCUGAUGCGGUCACUGCUCCAGAACCAACAAGUGAGCAAAUUACUGGGGAUGACAGUACUGAAAUGGUCUCGGCAGUCUCACAACUAACUGAAUCUCCCAGGUCAUCUGGACAUGUUACACCAGUGUCAGCUGAAUAUGGCGUACAAACAUCAGAUGUGAUCCUACAGGAAGCCAUUCAAUCCAUUUGCAUGACUCCAAGUGUUCAAUCAGUAACUACAAAAGAUGAAAGCCAAGAAUCUCUGGCUGUGUCAUUUUCACCUUAUAUUGUACAGUCCUCCACAACAGAGGAAACAAAGGUUUUGGUUGCGCAUAAGAAAACUGAGGCAACAGCAAUAUGUACAGGCCUAGUAUCUCAAGAAAUAGAAUCUGUUGAAGAACAUCUCCCUGUACCCUUAAUGGAGGCAACACUUGAAGUAAGUGAUGCUGUUUCAACUGAAUUAGUCUCGCAUAACUUUACAGGUGAAACCGAAACUGCAGGACUUGGGACGGAUGUGGUCUAUAAAGCUGAAAUUAAGGAACUGAAGACUGAGUAUCUGAAAGUAAUUGUAAAUGAAAAAGAAGAGCCUCUUGUAGAAGAAUCCAAGGAAACUCAUAUAGAAGACAAAAAAGAGGAACAUACAGCUAGUAUUGAAUGUAGAAUGGUGAUUGAGAUGAUGCAAAGUGAAGACACCCAUGAUCCUGAAACGGAGUGUCCACUGCAUUUUGUGUUAGAUGAGCCUGUGUAUGAAGGACAAGUAGCUGCUGAACCUGAAAAACAGCUGACACCUUUAGAUGUUGAAUUGUCAGCUGCUGAGUUUGAGCAAGCUGCACCCACGGAAGUAGUUGCAUCUUUGACACACGGUGAUGUGGAAAACGAUCCUGAUACUACCACAAGUAAAGAAGUCAAAGCAAUUGAAAUCAUUGCUUCUGCUGUGGAGUGUCCAGAAACCAGAGAGACUGUUAGUAUUGUAAGUCAAAUUUCAGAUCACAUUCAGUCAGAGACACUGGAUUUAGAAGAGAGUUUAAAAUUGGAAGCAGUUGAAACAGUUGUAGAUGUCUGUGAAACAAAAGUUGAAGUAAAAGAUGCAGUCUUAUUAGCAAGUGAUUCAGCGGUGACCGUGGAGGACAUCAGUGAGAAAACAGAAGAAAAUGAUUAUGAAAAAAUGGCACAGCUGGACAUUAAGGAAAUACAUGUAGGAGAAGAGACUGUGGAUGCUGUUGCUUCAGACAUUGUUGAAAAUAUUGAGGUUGAAAAUAUGUCAGAAGCUGUAGAUGAAUUAUUAGCCAGAGAAGAGUUGCCAGCCAAGGAAGUGUCACUUCCAGAAUCAACAUUAGUUGAAGAGCUCCAUAAAGAAGACACUGAUAGAAAUUUGGAUGAUAAGAAAGUGAAUGACAGUGCAACUGACAGAAUGGAUGGGAUUUUUGUGAAAAAGGAUGAAGAACAUGGAGUAAAGGAAGGGCAAACUUUAACAAACACUGAAAGCAAUGAAACAGAGAAUGAAGAUGUUUUUGUUCACGCAAGCACUACUGAUGAAUCUCCAGAAAUAAUUGUUGAUGCAGGAAGUGAAAAUGGAUACAUGGUUCAUAAAAUAAGAGAAUGCACGGUUGUUCCUGACUGUUCAACAGAUAUAUCUGAGAGCACAGAAACACCAGCCAAGCUUGAAGCUAUUUCUGAAAGUCAUACUGAAACCUCUAGAGAUGGUGUUGCCAGAAGUAGAAGCAAAACCUUUAGCAACAGAAAUUGUGGUUUCUCAAACAGGAGACUGGAGUCUAGAUACCAAACCAAGUACAGAGAUUCCCAAAGAGAAUGCACAACCAGCGACAACUGA